This is a messenger RNA of Esox lucius (northern pike), 3523 nucleotides long. It is a transcript of the gene grid1b, whose product is annotated as glutamate receptor, ionotropic, delta 1b. Gene Ontology annotation, biological process: modulation of chemical synaptic transmission; synaptic transmission, glutamatergic; monoatomic ion transport. NCBI's taxonomy places the organism in Eukaryota, Metazoa, Chordata, Actinopteri, Esociformes, Esocidae. Gene Ontology annotation, molecular function: glutamate-gated receptor activity; transmitter-gated monoatomic ion channel activity involved in regulation of postsynaptic membrane potential. Gene Ontology annotation, cellular component: plasma membrane; postsynaptic membrane. The coding region runs from base 285 to 3452 and encodes 1055 amino acids. The transcript has 17 exons. The record is from RefSeq and is a predicted model, not a curated record.
GUUGGAUAGAGCGAGAGCCAUAGAGAGCGCGCCGGGUUCUCAGCCUUCCUUACCGAAAAGCCGAGUAUUUCCCUGCCUUUUCUGUCCAACCAACACCCUCAUUUCCCACUUACUUGUUCUGUAUACCCCCGGAAACCCUUGAAAUUUUUUCCUCCUUCCUUAUAGUUUUGUCUUGAGCUUUUGUUCGUUCCGCAAUCUGAACUACUGGUUUACGUACUGCUGCUUAUUUGGAUUUGUCCGGCAUACGAGGGACCGUGGAUGAGCUGCUUUAGCCUAAACCGGAGAUGGAAUUGCUGAUAAUAUGCCUUUCCUUUUGGAUAUUGCAAUGCAAUUCAGUGGCGAGCGCGGACUCCAUCAUUCACAUCGGUGCCAUAUUCGAGGAGAAUGCGUUGAGGGAUGAUGAGGUUUUCCAACUGGCGAUCUCAGACCUCAGUCUCAACGACGACAUUUUGCAAAGCGAGAAAAUUACACACUCCAUCAAAUUUGUCGAGGCAAACAACCCUUUCCAGGCGGUCCAGGAAGCCUGUGAAUUGAUGACCCAGGGCAUCCUGGCUCUGGUCACCUCCACAGGCUGUGCCUCUGCUAGCGCCCUCCAGUCCCUGACGGAUGCCAUGCACAUCCCGCACCUGUAUGUCCAGCGCAGCGGGGAUGGCUCACCCCGGACCGCAUGCCACCUUAACCCGAGCCCCGACGGCCAGCGCUACACCCUGGCGGCACGCCCGCCGGUCCGACUCAACGAGGUCAUGCUCACGCUGGUCGGUGAGCUGCGCUGGCAGAAGUUCAUCGUCUUUUACGACAACGACUACGAUAUCCGCGGCCUGCAGGGUUUCCUUGAUCAGACGUCACGGCAGGGCCUGGACGUGUCCCUGCAGAGAGUGGACAGGAACAUCAGUAAGGUGUUCUCCAACCUUUUUAACACCAUGAGGACGGAGGAGCUCAACCGUUACAGAGACACGCUGCGGAGAGCCAUCCUGCUGCUCAGCCCCAAAGGAGCACAGGUCUUCAUCCAACAGGCUGUGGAGACCAACCUGGCUUCUAAGGACAGUCACUGGGUGUUUGUUAAUGAGGAGAUCAGUGACACCGAGAUCAUGGAGCUGGCCCACAGUGCUUUGGGGAGGAUGACAGUGAUUCGUCAAAUCUUCCCGCUCUGGAGGGACAGCAGCGCACGCUGCAUGAGAAACAACCACCGCAUCUCAUCCCUCCUCUGUGACCCCCUGGAGGGAUUCGUGCAGUUACUGGAGGUGUCCAACCUGUACCUGUAUGACAGUGUGCUGAUGCUGGCCAAUGCCUUCCACAGGAAGUUGGUAGACAGGAAAUGGCACAGCAUGGCCAGUCUUAACUGCAUCAAGAAGUCCACCAAGCCCUGGAAUGGAGGCUGGUCUAUGCUGGAGAACAUCCAGAUGGGAGAUAUCACAGGCCUCACAGGAACGAUGGACUUCAAAGCGAAUGGAUCCAAUUCUCACGUCCAGUUUGAAAUUCUGGGCAGCAGCUUCAGUGAGACAUUUGGAAAAGACGUGAAAAGGCUGGCAACGUGGGACUCAGUCCAUGGUCUGAAUGGUAGCCUGAAGGAGAGUCGCAUUGAGAACGGCAUGCAAGGAGUGACGGUGAAAAUAGUAACACUACUGGAGGACCCCUUUGUCAUGGUAGCGGAGAACAUUCUCGGUCAGCCCAAGCGAUACAAAGGUUUCUCGAUUGACGUGCUCGAUGCCUUGGCCAAGAUCCUGGGCUUCAAGUACGAGAUAUACCAGGUGGCUGACAGCAAGUACGGCUCACAGCUGCCUAAUGGCUCCUGGAAUGGAAUGAUCGGUGAGCUCAUAAACAAGAGAGCUGACCUGGCAGUGUCAGCCAUUACCAUCACUCCGGAGAGGGAGAGCGUGGUGGAUUUCAGUAAGCGCUACAUGGACUACUCCGUGGGGAUCCUGCUGAGGAAACCAGAGGAGAAGAUCAACAUCUUCUCGCUGUUCGCCCCGUUUGACCUGGCCGUGUGGGGCUGUAUCGCUGCAGCAAUCCCUGUGGUGGGAGUUCUCAUCUUCCUGCUGAGCAGGAUGCAGUCCUUGAGGGCCCAGAAUCCUCCAGUGACACACCAGCAGCCAGCCAGCCAGGGGUCCAGCUCCUUGUACAGUGCCAUCUGGAUGGUCUAUGGAGCUUUUGUACAACAAGGAGGGGACAGCGUUGUGAGCUCCGUGGCCCUGAGGAUCGUCAUGGGCAGCUGGUGGCUCUUCACGCUGAUCGUCUGCUCCUCCUAUACAGCCAAUCUGGCGGCCUACCUAACCGUCUCUCGCAUGGACAACACAGUACGGACUUUCCAGGACCUUUCCAGACAGAUGGACGUGACCUACGGUACAGUGAGAGACUCGGCCGUCUACGACUACUUCAAGAACAAGGGCACCAACCCUCUGGAGCAAGACAGCACCUAUGCGGAGCUGUGGAGGACCAUCAGCAAGAACAACGGCCAUGACUACUCUGUGUCCAGUCCCUCUGAGGGCAUCCGCAAAGCGAAGAAGGGCCCGUAUGCCUUUCUGUGGGACAUGGCUGUGGUGGAGUACGCUGCCCUCACCGACGACGACUGCACCGUCACCGUCACAGGAAACAGCAUGAGCAGCAAGGGCUACGGCAUCGCCAUGCAGCACGGGAGUCCGUACCGAGACCUCUUCUCCCAGAAAAUCCUGGAGCUGCAGGAGAAAGGGGACCUGGACAUCUUGAAGCAGAAAUGGUGGCCACGCACAGGACGCUGUGACCUCAACAGCCACUCAAACGCCACGCCGGACGGGAGGUCCCUGAAGCUGCAUAGCUUUGCCGGGGUCUUCUGCAUCCUGGCUGCCGGACUUGUGCUGGCCUGCCUGGUGGCUGGGCUGGAGAUGUGGUGGAACAGCAACCACUGCGGGCAAGAGCAGCCCAAAGAGGUUACUAAGGAUUACAGACUGGCAAGGGUUUCUGGUCCAUUGACUUAUAAUGACAUUACCACUGCUUCAUCGGAAGGGAGGAAGGACAUUUGGACAGAGAGAGAGAGAGACUGGGAUGAAGCAGAAGCUAUUGACACAGGACAAGGAGGUGAAUCUGGAACAGGUGCAUCGGCGUAUGAACAGUCUUAUGGACGAGGACAUGGCCCACAAGCAGAUCCCCGGCCCGUCUAUCGAGAUCUCUGCGCUGGACAUCGGCAGCAUGCAGCCCAGCCAGCAGCUGGAGUCUGUGCGGGACUACCCGGGCACGGGUCUGUCUGUGAGCACCUAUCUCCCCGGGGAGGGCCAUGGGGCGGGGCUGGGUCGGACACUAGCUCAGGGCACUGGCAGCACCCUCCCCCACCACCACCCCCUCAGCAGCUCCACCAUCCCCUCCAUUCAGUGCAAACACAGAGCUCCCAACGGGGGGCUGUUUCGACAGAGUCCCGCCAAGACGCCCAUGCCAGUGUCGUAUCAGGGAGUUCCCGGAGGACCCAUCCCAGAAGCCAUUGAACCGACCCACAGUACGUCCAUCUGAUGGUUCCACCUCCGUGUCACAUCUCCUGCCCCACAUGUGAUUUCCG